AUGUCUGAACAACAACAAGGACAAGUGCAAGUGCAAGAAUCUUUCAAGCUGCCAAGACCUUUUUUCUUCAAGGACUCCGACCUUGAGUCAACCACCCAGUUUCAACCAGUUGAUACUUUCUCGGAAACAAAGAAGAUUGCCGUUUAUUCUGCAAUCUUUCUCGGUGGUAUGCAUGUAAGAAGGUUACUACAACACAGAAUGGGAUCUGCUAGACCAGGUCAGGAACGUUACCUCAAGCUAUUUGAAUUAUCACCAAGGCAUUUUAUAUCCAUUCCAUUUGCUUUGGGUACUUAUUCCUUUAUCUCAAACUCUUUAUAUAACUUAGAAGAAAAGAGAACAACAAAGAACGAAGUCAUUGCUGCAUCUUCUGCAAUUUUGGUUGCUACCAUUUUCAAAUCUUCUCCAUUGAACCAAAAGGUUGGUUUGGCGUUGGGUAUGGGUGCCUUUGUUGGUUUGUUCAACUGGUCUGGUGGUUUGAUUGGUAAUUACGCAACCAACUUCACCGCAAUGACACACAAUGGUCAAAUUAAAAACCAAGAAUCAAACAAGAGCUUGGAUGAAGAGUUUGCUAAUGGUACCUACAAGAAGCAAGGCUUCUGGGAACUAUUAUAUAGAAAGCCGUUAUCUGAAACUAUUGAAGAUUUAGGCGAAGGUAGAGGUAUUGGUAAAUUAUAA
Pichia kudriavzevii is the source of this 675-nucleotide messenger RNA. RefSeq lists its product as uncharacterized. The coding region runs from base 1 to 675 and encodes 224 amino acids. Lineage: Eukaryota; Fungi; Ascomycota; Pichiomycetes; Pichiales; Pichiaceae. The record is from RefSeq and is a predicted model, not a curated record. The transcript has a single exon.